AUGGCCGCCCAAAAGCGCACCCCGAUCACCAUCCUCACCGGAUUUGUAGGCGCCGGAAAGACAACUAUAAUUCUCAACCUGCUUCCCCAACUACGGCGUCUCACCCCAGGCUACAAGCUCGCCCUUGUGAAGAACGAGAUAGGCGACCUAAACGUCGACACUCAGCUCGCCGCUGCAGCCGAGAUGGCGGAGAGCCAGCUCGAGGAUGCCUUGGAGUCGUUGCGGCAGAGCUGCAAUCCUGAUCGUGUCAUAAUUGAAACUUCCGGAUCAGCCGAACCACUGAAGUUGGUGCUGGAAGUCAAUCGGAUCGGCAAGGCGACAGGACGAUGGGAGCUCGACGGCGUCAUAAGUGUUGUCGACGCCGAGAACUGGACGGGAUAUGCCAGUACGAGCUUCACGGCGAAGUUGCAGGCGAGCCAGACUGACCUCAUCUUGAUCAACAAAUGGGAGGAGAUGGGGGAGAGGGAGUACGAUAUCUUCCUCGACCGGCUGGGAGACCUGGAUGUGCAGACACCGCAAACCAAGAGUGAUCGCGGCUGGGUGGCGGUGGACCUCCUUUUCGGCCUGGACAACAAGAUGGUGAAGGGUUGGGCCGUGGAUGGGGCUGGAGGCGAGUGUGCGGAGUGUGGCCAUGGACAUGCGCAUGGCGGGAAGCAUGAGCAUGGAGAAAAGCACAAUUCCGAGAUCGAAUGUAUCUCUGUCACUCUCACUUCACCAGUCGAUGGGGCGGGAGUGGACUUGAAGAAGCUUGACGGAUUGUUGAAGUUGGCCCCCAAAGAUGAAGUAUUUCGAAUAAAAGCAGUGCUGUACUCGAACGAACAGCCGGAGCCUUCCAACGGAGCGGAGGCCAUCAAAACCGAGGGUCGAAAACGGUACAUCCUCAACUGGUCCUUCGGCCGAUGGACCUGGAGUACCGACGAAGUGUCCGAGUCCGAAGUGGUACCUUUGCGAAUGUCGGUCUUUACGGCGCGGUACGAAUCUACCAAAUGGACAAAGCGCAUCCAGACUGGAGACUUCAUCGCUUUGGCUGCUCAGUCUGACCAGGCGGAGGGCCGGCUUGAGGUCAAGCGUGUGCAGUAA
This is a messenger RNA of Saxophila tyrrhenica, 1080 nucleotides long. RefSeq lists its product as uncharacterized. The record is from RefSeq and is a predicted model, not a curated record. Lineage: Eukaryota; Fungi; Ascomycota; Dothideomycetes; Mycosphaerellales; Extremaceae. The coding region runs from base 1 to 1080 and encodes 359 amino acids. Gene Ontology annotation, cellular component: cytoplasm. The transcript has 2 exons.